AUGGUCAAUUUUGAUGAGAAAUUCGGAAAAUUCAAGAAUAAACAAUGGGAUCCUUUUCAAGAAUUACGGAAAUCUGAUGGGUCAUUUGAAAACUUACCAGAACCGGAUUUCCCUCCUAAAUGCAUUAAUCAGCUUUAUUCUCAAAGGGCCGAUAUAGAGAUGGAUUCCUUGUAUGAUAGGAUUCCAUUUGAGAAUAAGGAUGGUGGUGUCUGGAAACAAGGCUUUGAAAUCCCGUAUGAUCCUUUAGAUCAGGACAUUCAGGAGUUAGAAGUGAUUAUCUUACCCCAUUCUCAUCAAGAUACAGGUUGGAUACGAACAAUUGAUGAAUACUUCGAGUCCCAGUCUCGUAAAGGUUUUGACUCCACCGUCGAUUUCCUGGGCAAGAAUCCCUCCUCUCGUUUUAUUUACGCUGAGGUUUCCUUUCUUGAUUUGUGGUGGCAAACUCUGGCUCCAUCAGUCCGAACUCUUUUCACUAAAUUGGUUCGGGAAGGCCAAUGGGAAAUUGCUACCGGUGGCUGGGUAAUGAACGACGAAGCUCUUACUCACUACGGGGCCACGGUCUCCCAGCUCAUUGAGGGCCAGCACUGGUUGUUGGACAACCUAGGUGUCUUGGCUAACGUCAGUUGGGUGAUAGACGUGUUUGGCCACAGCACUACAGAAGCUUAUAUUCUAGCUAAAGCAGGUAUCAAGGAUAUUCUCAUUCAUCGUGUACACUAUGAAGUCAAAAAGUCCCUGGCUGAAAAUAAGCAGUUGGAAUUUAUUUGGAAACAACCAUGGGAUACCACUGGUGAAUCUGCAGUUUUCACUCACAUGUUGCCCUUCUUUUCAUACGAUAUUCCGCAUACCUGCGGACCCGAUCCUGCAAUUUGUUGUCAGUUUGACUUCAUGCGAAUUUCACUCGGCUGCCCUUGGAAUGUUUCUCCGAAGAUAAUUGAUAAGAACAAUGUUGCUGAUAGGGCCAGGAUGCUUGUGGAGCAGUAUCGAAAGAAGUCGAAGCUGUACAACAAUAAUGGAGUUCUUCUGGUGACACUCGGCGAUGAUUUCCGUUGGCUAACCCCUGAAGAGUGGGAGUUGCAAGUGUCUAACUAUGAAAUGCUAAUGAGACACAUCAAUGGCUUACGAUCUUACCGUAUGCAUAUUCGUUUUGGUACACUCUCUGAAUACUUCCAACUAGUGAAUUCACGCAAACCCAAGAAGGAAUUCCCUACUCUUCAAGGCGAUUUUUAUACGUAUGCCGACAAGGACGAUGAAUUCUGGAAUGGCUACUUCACAAGUCGACCAUCUCACAAGGCUAUGUCUCGUGUUGUUGAGGCCGAAGUUAGAAAUGCCGAUAUUCUUUUCUCCAUGGCGCGUCAUUGGGCUCCUUCAACUGUGAAAUCUGACGCACUCUUCAUCGCUCUUUACGAGAAACUCACUGAAGCUCGUAGACAUUUGGCUCUUUUCCAGCAUCACGAUGGUAUUGUCGGUACCUCAAAAGCCUACGUCAUGCAAGAUUUCCGCAGGAGACUUGCCUUGGCUUUAAGCCAUGCUCAGAACAUCUCAUCUUUCAGCACUGCCUUCCUUCUUGGGAGCGACAUUCCGGAAAUAUACUCAAAUCUUGAAAGCCUCGUCAAAGGUUCUACAGGCACUAUUCCUCUCAUAGUUUCUGCUAACCCCCACUGGAACGCCACGGCUUCAAUGUCGCAAUUGCACACAAUUACUCUGGAGAGUCUGGAGGACGCUAAAACUUUAUAUGUUUAUAACUCGCUGCCUCAUUCAAGAGAGCAUGUUCUUAAACUUCUGGUCAAUAUGUCGAAAAUUUUGACUGAUAUCAGGAAACAGGUGAGCUUGUUUGUUGAUUUUCAACAACUAGAGUGA
Molecule: messenger RNA, 1857 nt
Organism: Rodentolepis nana
Lineage: Eukaryota; Metazoa; Platyhelminthes; Cestoda; Cyclophyllidea; Hymenolepididae
Source: the annotation of a GenBank genome assembly